AUGGCCGAUAAGCUGCGCACGCUUCAGAACCUCGAGGCACUUCAGGCCCGCUACAUUGGCACAGGACACGCCGAUACAACCAAGUACGAAUGGACAUCCAACAUCAUUCGCGACAGCUAUGCUUCUUACAUCGGACAUCCACCACUCCUCCAAUACAUGUCCAUUGGCAUGGGCGAAUCAAAGGAAAAAGUUAGAGCUGCGAUGGUUGAAAAGAUAGUUCGAGGAGCAGGAAAUCCGCCAGAUACAAGUGAAUGA
Molecule: messenger RNA, 255 nt
Organism: Nannizzia gypsea CBS 118893
Lineage: Eukaryota; Fungi; Ascomycota; Eurotiomycetes; Onygenales; Arthrodermataceae
Product: splicing factor 3B subunit 5
Exons: 2
Coding region: 1-255 (84 amino acids)
Biological process (GO): mRNA splicing, via spliceosome
Cellular component (GO): precatalytic spliceosome; U2 snRNP
Source: RefSeq, a predicted model, not a curated record